Molecule: messenger RNA, 1194 nt
Organism: Cryptococcus deneoformans JEC21
Lineage: Eukaryota; Fungi; Basidiomycota; Tremellomycetes; Tremellales; Cryptococcaceae
Product: expressed protein
Exons: 5
Coding region: 77-646 (189 amino acids)
Molecular function (GO): ubiquitin binding
Source: RefSeq, a predicted model, not a curated record
ACACUACGCAUACCACGCAGCAUCCUUAUAUUCUCUUGAUACACGCCCACUCUGUCACGCACACCUGCAAUCCAUAAUGGAGGACAUAAUAGCCACAAUUAUCCUCAUCUCCGCUGUUUAUUUCUUUGUCAAAUGGCUCGUUGGCACCAAGUCAGGAAAUACCUCGGAUGGCGGAAUACGCGGUGUUACACCCUCCAUGGUCGAGACUGUUCAUUCGGCUUUUCCACAUAUCCCCGUCCCCAAUAUAGUAUAUCAUCUCUCUCGUACUAGGAGUGCGCAAGCGACCUCGGAAGAGAUCCUUGAAAGGGGCAUGCUUCCUCCGCCACCACCUACAUUCAAUAUCCCUGCUUCACUCAUUCCCACGGCGACGCCGCAACCGGCACUUACUCAUUCUUCUAGUAACACCAAUACUAAAGCUGCCAAUGCCAAAACUCAGAGUUUGAUCGAUCGGUAUAACCUUUCGUCUCGCUUACCUUCUCACAAAGGCAAGGAGAAGGCUGAGGGUGAAACUGCUCAGAUCGAUAACAAGUGGGAGGAGUCCAAGGAAAAGAGGGAGCUUGGAUUGAAGGAAAGGAAGGAGAAAAUGAUAUUGGAGGCUAGAAAGCGAAUGCUCGAGAAGCAAGCCAAAGAGCAAGCCACCAACUGAUUUUGACCUCAUCAGACACCGCUCAUUGUAUGCAUCUAUUAUUAUAGUUUAUUAACUAGCAACACCUUCAUUAUCGACACCCAUGAUCUUGUUCAUCAGUUUCAACCUUGGCCCCAGAGAAAGUAUGACGUCGUCCUCUACGUUGGCCACGGCGAACCUCAACCAUUUAUCCUGCCUCAGAGUUUCACCAUUUAAAAUAUCGUCCCACUGCUCGUCGUCCGCCAAGGGAGGCAUGAAAAAGCUCCCUGGGAGAGUAACAACGCCACAUCGGAGGGCGAGUACUCGAGCCACGUCUUCACUUCCCAACUUUUUUCUUUUCAGCCCUAAGAUGCUUGAGGCAUAGAUAUAGUCUUCGGGGAACUGGACAUAGGCGAAAAAUCCUCCUGAAGAAAUGACUUCCCAACCCGGUAUAGCAUUGACGGUGGUUUCAAACAGAUGGCGUCGAUGUGAGAGUUGCGAAGACGCGGCGAAAAGAUCGGGGCGAAGGCUUGGUAGAAGGGGGGUAAGAGCAAUUUGAGGUGGGCGAGGCGGACAGAUCUAUCAGAGAG